AUGCGCCCGGCCGGCACCGGUGCUGCCAAGAGCCGGCGGGAAGCGGCCGGAGCAAAACGUCCCCAAAGGGCCCAGCCUGGCUGGAGCUGCGGCAAAGGUCACGGCCGACGGGACGCGUGGGGCACCAGGGCCACGCCGGGGGGAUGGCUGUGGGUCCCCCAACAGGCUGAGCCCCCCGUGCUCCGGUGCUGCCUGUGCCGGAUCAGUGCCGGUGCCUGUCCCCGGCGCAGGGGAAGCUCCGCACGCCCCGGUCUCGGCGGCAGCGCCUGGCGCCAGCGCAGCCUCCCUUAUCUCGGCGGGAAGUCGGGAGCAGGAAGCGCGGUCCGGCGCGGGAUAAGGGUCCCGUUUACAUUAGCCCUUUGUUGUGGAGCGGGCUCCCACCCUUGCCCAGCACCCGCGGGGGGGGCCCUGGCCACAGCUGGCUCUGGCAGCCCCAGGAACAUGGUGCUGGCACCGGAGCCCACGCAUCUGGCGCCUGCCCCGCUGCUGCCGCGUCUUGGCCCCGGCGGUGGCUCGGCCCUGGGGCUGGCUGGGAUGGGGCGAAUCAAUGAAUUCCCCAAACGGGGAGGUCCGGGGGAGGGGAGAUCCGUCCCGGCACAGGAAAAAGUCCUGGCGGCAGCGCGCCGCAGGCAGAGCGGUGCCGGCCGCCCCAAGAGCGUGGCCCCAUGCGCAGCCCCGCACCCUCCUGGUGCGGGAGUUGACGCCUGUCCCCGUCCCGCAGGUCAUCCCCGCCGCCCCAUGUUCCGCUCACGCCGCGCUGGGCUGGUGAGGCGGCUGUGGCGGCAGCGCUGCGCGGCAGCCGGCCCCGAGGACGGCCCUGGCGCCCUCAAACCGGCGGCUCACGCCCUCUUCAAGAAGCUGAAGGACGAGGAGCUGGAGCUGCUGGUGCAGGCGGUGGAGAGCCGGGGCGCCUGGGAGUCCGGCUGCGUCUGGGUGCCGCGAGGGGAGCCGCGGGGGGCCAAGCAGGCGCUGCCCCCCCAGGUCCUGCUCUGCCGCCUCUACCGCUGGCCUGACCUCCGCCAGCCCCACGAGCUCAAGCACCUCUGCUACUGCGCCGGGGGCCGGGGGGGCUGCGGGGACGCAGCCGUGCUCUGCUGCAACCCUCACCACUUCAGCCGCCUGGCUGCGCCCGAGACCCCGCCACCCCCCUACUCGAAGGCAUCCUGCGGUCCCUCCUGGCCGGACGAGCCCCAGCACCCCGGCACCCAGCUCCUGGAGUUCAGCUACAACGGCGGGGACUGGCGCGACACCAGCCUCUCGUGGAGCACCGUUAAGGACGGCUACUGGUGCAAACUGGCUUACUGGGAGCACCGGACGCGCGUGGGCCGCCUCUACGCCGUGCACGAGGCGUCGGUGAACAUCUUCUGCGAGCUGCCGCGGGGCAGCGGGUUCUGCCUGGGCCAGCUGCCGGCUGCCCACCGCAGCCGCGCCGUCCGGCGAGCACGCGGCAAGAUCGGCCGGGGGCUGCUGCUGAGCCGGGAGCCGGGCGGCGUUUGGGCUUACAACCGCAGCGAGCACCCCAUCUUUGUCAGCUCACCCACCCUGGGCCCCCCCGGCGCCCGUGGGCUCACCGUCCUCAAGGUGCUGCCCGGCUAUUCGGCGAAGGUGUUCGACUACGAGCGGGUGGGGGGCACGGGGGGCCGCCGGCUCCCCGGUGAGGGCCCCUGUGACCCCCACAGCGUCCGCAUCAGCUUUGCCAAGGGCUGGGGGCCCUGCUACUCCCGGCAGUUCAUCACCUCCUGCCCGUGCUGGCUGGAGGUCCUGCUGAACCAGCCGCGCUGA
This is a messenger RNA of Gavia stellata (red-throated loon), 1782 nucleotides long. Its product is annotated as mothers against decapentaplegic homolog 6-like. Gene Ontology annotation, molecular function: I-SMAD binding; transcription regulator inhibitor activity. The record is from RefSeq and is a predicted model, not a curated record. Lineage: Eukaryota; Metazoa; Chordata; Aves; Gaviiformes; Gaviidae. Gene Ontology annotation, cellular component: heteromeric SMAD protein complex. Gene Ontology annotation, biological process: anatomical structure morphogenesis; transforming growth factor beta receptor signaling pathway; SMAD protein signal transduction.